CCUGUGCUCUUAAUUAUUCUUUUAUUCCACUAGAUAAUUAAAUAAUGGGAAUUAUAAAGCAUUUGAAUAUUUAAAUACAAAAACUUGUUGUUAAUACAGUAAUACAAAUUAAUUCGGUGCCUUUCAUUAAUUUCAAAUUUAAAUAUUUUCCCGCGGUUUCAAGAAAUGAAGUAAGAUCAUCAAUAAUAAUGUUUAAAUUAAUAAUUAAAGUUAUUAUAAGAUAAUAUGGAUUAUGGAUAGGGAAGUAAGUAUUAAGAAAUACCUCUUUUUCAUUACAAGAGCAACAGUAUUUUGAAUGAGUUGAUUUAUAUUCAGUAGUACGAGUACACGCUUUCUGCGGCGUAGUGGUGCAAACUUUAUUUCUAAAUUUUGGUUUUCCUCCAGACGAUGUUCCACAAACAGUCGUUGUUUUCGACGCCUCAUUCUCUACUUUAAGCACUACCAUUUUGCACUUUUAAAAAUUUUGUUUGUUUUUCUUUUAAUGAGAAUCUUGUGUCGUGUGCGCCUAGUCUACUGCUUUAUGAUUUUCAAGUAACAAUCAUAGCAAAAUGUCAACCUAUAAAAUCUCUGCACGUUAUUCCGAUGGAAUUUCGCUGAAAGUGUUUACGAAUAUCGAUAAAACAAAAAUGAAGACAACCGAGCGGAACUGGAGUUUGUCCGUUAUUUGUAAACGGUUUAUCGAAAAAAAUAUUCAAACGCAUCGAAGAUAUUUUGUUUUAUUCAACGAGCGAAGAAGAACCGAUCAGAGGGAAGGUAGGGUGAUUCACCCCUUUUGCUGGUGCAUGCGUAUCGUCAUCGAGUUUCUAUGUGCCGUCCACUUUCCUCAGGUGGGAAAAUGCACAUGUGACUGGUACCUUGCUUGUAUACUAAGUGUUCAUGUUGCAGGCAAAAUAUACACUCCAUAUCCUAUUGCAGAAUAUUGAAAUAAAAAGUUCAUUGCAGAGGAUUCUUUGAAGUUUCUUUAAUACUAAAAUAAACAUAUAUUUUAAUUAUUAAUUAUAAAAGUAUGAAGAGUUUCACUGAAUUUCCGUGAGAAAUAUACAAGACACCGAUUAUUUGACGAAUCGAUUUUGCUAGGGGAACUUUUUCAUUUAAGCAUUAAACAGCGCUCGGAAUAAUAAAAAAGUCGAUCGAUAUCGCGCACGUACAAGAAACAUUUUACACGCAUGUUAAAUAUAAACUGCGUGUCAAGAUAUGUACAUGUAUCGUUUACAGAUAGGCUCACGAUUAUGUAUUUUCAUAUGAAUCUCAGUGUUACUGGGUUGAAUGUAGCAAAUAGAAAAGAAAACUGCACAAUUUUAAAUGACAAUACCAGCGAUACCACAUAUUCUUCGUAGACAGAAAAUAAAGAAGAUGUGAAAUAAUCCAUAUUUCCCAUGUCCAUCAAGUCCGAGCAAUCCAUGAUGGAAAAAAAAGGACAGCAGAUAAGUAAUUCUAAGAAUGAAAAAGACCUUACCACGCAACGUUAAAGGAAAUAAAUUUAUUGUCCUUUUUUCUUGCCGCUAAACAUUGUAUCUCUGAGCUGCGCCAAACGACUGCGUUCUAGUCGGCCAAUGCGAAGGGUUUCCCUAAUAAGAACUUUUCUAGAAGUGGGAAACAUCGGCGUACAUGCAAGAUUCCUUGCUCUUGGGCUUCACUUUUCGCGCGGUUGCGUCUCGAUCCACUUUAUGGCAUGUGUCGGAUUAAAUUUCUCUCUGAUAACACUUAAACAGAAUUGAUUAAACAUGCAUUUAUAAUUGCAACUAUUUAAAAUACAAUUCAUUUUAUUUUUUUUUGUUUUUCUUUAAGCUUUUCGAUAUUUUGUUUUUAAUUAAUUUAAUAGGAGGAAGAUGCAAUGCUCCUCGUUAUGAAUAAGGUUUUCUUUUUGAAUUAUUAAGAAAGUUUAUGUAAUGUAUAUUAGUGAAAUGAAGAAAAGAGCUUUGUAACACAGUUUUGAUAGAUAUCGUGAGUAUAAAUUACAUAACUUUCAAAUUUGAUAAAGAAAUGAUAUUAAAGAGUUAAAAAUUUUCAUAAACUUUGAACGCAAGGGAUUUCGAAUCAUGAAACAACUAAAUGGCUGCGAAUUGGACGAUACUUCGAAGAAGCAAAAGGGAAGAACGAAGAAAAAUAAAAUAUCUAUUAAAAUGUUUACUAAAACUUGUUGGCCAAAGGUGAUGAUCUCCAGAAACAAGUUCAUUUGUAAGAAAUCGAAAGAUGCAGCAGAGGGCACGUCCUUGUCGUAUCUCGAGGAAUCCUCCGGCAAAUUAUCGGCUAAGGAAGAGGACUUGUGCUGCGAGGAAAAUGGCGAAAACUUCGAGGAAGAGCAGGGUGUUUGUUUGAUCAGCAGCUCCAGCGAGAUUCCCUGCGAAAGUUUACAGAAAUUGAACGAAUCAAACGAGGAAUGUCGGUUCGUUUGCGCGACGGAGGAGACAUCCGGGUGUCGGGAACGACCGAUUUUCGUCGAUCUAACCACCGACGAAAGGAGUACAUGGAAACAAACGAUUUUUAAGCGAUUCGACGAUGAGCUGGAAAGCACAGAAAAUGAGAAAAUUAAUGGAAAGCAAAAUCAUUCUGCAAAUGUUGUAUUAGAGCCUCGAAUUAUGAUAGCGGACAGUUCGAGCAAAUCAAGCAUCAACGGAGGUGGAAGUUUAGCAACGGCUCUGCGUGAUCGUGGCCCGUGCUUGAUACCGGUGCAACCUAAUCGUUCCUUACCGAUUCGUCCGGCACCUUGUGUGCCCGCGAGGUCCCUACGAAAGGACUGUUCGCCGUUGCUGGUUCUAUCGAAAUCCUCGUCCACGGACGUGGUCGAAGUGGAACCAGUGAGAUCGAUAAACGUGUCGUCGAACGAAGAGGCUGGCAGAAGAGAAUUCGAUGUGAAACAAGAACGCUCGAUGUUGAAGGAAUUAGCCAAUUUGGUGGACUGCGUUGUACCUCGAGUUUCGAACGUCGGAAGUUUGAGCGGCAAGAAGAAGAAAAUCGGCGAGGAGAUUUCGCGAGGGGAAAAUAGGAGAAAGAAGAGAUCGCAGGAAGCGGAUUCCACUCAAAGAGAGGAACGCGUGGAGGGUUCGAUAAAAGAAUUUUUAACAAACUUCUGUGGCUCGAACGUGAACGAAGGAGCAGGAAAUUCUUGUACCGAUAGAUGCUCCAGGGUUGUAUCUUCCUCGAAAGAGGAGGGAACUAAGGUGGUGCCUCCCUUGAGGCUGAAGAAGGUGGUUCGUACAGAAAUGGAAGGAUACACCUGUAGAAGCGAUACCGGAUCAGGGCACGAGUCGAACUACAGAAUCGUGACUGGAACAACGCCCAAGCCCUCCUCCAGUCCCAUCCCAUCCAGCUGGAACGACAUGCUCUGUGAAAAAGACACGAAUUUUUCUCCUUUAAACACCGACAGCUACAAGCUAGAGUACAGACGAAAGAAACUGAAACAAAAGCUCCGAGAGCUACGUGGUAAAGCCGUAGAAUUGGCGAAACAAAUGGCGAGUGACUCCAGUUCACAGCAAAGUACCAGGCUAAGGCAGGUGAUGAAUCGGUACGAGAAGCAAAUUGAAAAUCUCUCCAAGUUGCAUAGCAAACUGUCCGCGUCCCUUCCAGUUCUUAGCGAGGUGAUCGACGUGAACGAGAACGCUGGAAAUCCUGACGACGAUAACGACGACGGCGAGUAUCUCCUGAUGAAUUUCACUGAAACUAACGAGGAGUCAACGAAGAACAGCUCUCCAGCUUCGUCACCGGAGCCGCCGAAAUUGUCACCUCGAUCGCCCACCAAUUACGAAAACACGUUACCCGAAGAAGCCAGGAAUAGUCCUCCAAUUUUACACAGGGUGAGCUUCAUCGUUUCGUCGAGUCAAGAGCCGGUCGAAGAAGAGCUUCAGAUCUCGGACAGAAAAUUAUGGUCAACAGAAGAGUCGCUUCAGAAUGUAAAUAAAAUCUCUUCAGAUUUUGAGGAAUGCGUAAGAACGAGUCCUCUGAAUCAACAGUGUAGCAUCGAUGAUGUUAACAAACAGCCUUCAAGUAAUCCUAAAAAGUUUCUCGAGGACGGUGGUGUUUGUCGGGAGAAGAAAGACGAAAAAGGUAAGUUAGCGGAAAACUUUCCUCGGAGUAGUCCUGCGGUUCAAGAAACGGAGAAAAUCAAAUGCCUUGGCUUCUCUGAAGCUGAACCAAUGAUCAGUACCGUGAUCAGUGAUAUGGAAACGACCACGGACAUUCAGGAAAACGAAAUGCUUGAUUUGAAGCCUGCAAGACAGCUUUCUUUGCAACCUAACUCCUUCGAGUCUGCUCCAGAGGAAAAUGUUUCGUUUCCCAAAAUCAAUGACAAUACUCAAAGCGUGCCAAAGGUUGCCUUCAAUUUGAAUCAGUGGAAUCAGUUUAACGCGACAAGAGCUGCAUCGAAUCAGGAACAUCUUACACCGCAACAAAAUUAUAAAGGAGAAGACAUAGCAAGCAGCGGGAAUCAUUUGAUGACUGAACAAUUUCCCAGCCUUGGUAACUGGUUAACCCGGAUGUCCAAGAAACAAGCUUCGAAAAGCAAAUCAAAACUACAAUCUACGGGAAAUAUUUCAUUUACGCCUACAGAAAAUUCUACUAGUAUUUCUGGAGCUGAAAUACAAAAGAUGGUUGCCCCUAAUACAGCUAACGAAUCGGUAAAUACAACAUCUCAGUACGGUACAGAAAGAUGGCAACACUAUCAUCAGCAACAGCAACGACAGCAACAAUUGCUGCAACAUGUCGCAGCAUCGGUGUCUCUUUCGCAACCAACUCCAGCAAUACCACCGCUACGUUCUGCUCUCUGUCCACCUAUUCCUAUGUCUCAGUUUUAUCCUAACAAUUAUGCUAUUGAUCCCUACAACAGUGCUACUUUGAGUUACCAUUCAGCCAUCUGUCCGUACGGCACUUAUCCGUACCAUUCUCGAUUACACUCAACUUCUCUGCCAGGAUAUCACUUCCCAAUGCAAGAAUCGUUGCGACCAUUGCUGCACUUGGACAAACGCUUUCCUUCUGUCCAAGACUCAAUGGCGAGAUAUCCUUCCCCAUCGACCACAUUGCAGCACCCCAUUAAUAUAGAUUUUGAUCGUAUAAGAGGAAGUGGGAACGUCGGCAACAAUGUUGCUACUGCAACCUGUUUACCAUCGUUAUUCACAUCACCGUCAUCUUUAUCCUCUUCUCACCAGAGACGGACUCCUUUAGGUGGAUAUCCAACGAAUAGCCAAUUUACUCGAAACAGAAUGAUCCCGGAUGUUGUUGCUGCAGCCGCGGCUGCUGCUGUCGUAGCAGCUGCUUCCAUCGACAGGCAACGCGACACGUUAACGUACAAUAGAAAUGAUAUCGGUAUCGAUGGAGAUGCAGCUAAUUCCAGUAAAACUAAUCGAACCCGAGAUGAGAAUUUUGCUGAGGAAACUCGUGACAAUACUGCCAAGUAUCAACAGAUGCAAAAUUUCUUAUACGAUCGAUUAACGCUCGUUAAAACCGCCGAUAAUUUUGCGCAAACAAAUUCAUUGAUCGAUAAUAAUACUCAGGCAGCAAUGGCGAGCAUCGUUUCAACACCGUAUCAGGUGCCUUUAAAUUCAACGCAGCCACCACUGUCGAAGAGCUUGCCGGCAAAUGAUCUCAGGAAUUGUGAUACACCGCAUCUUGGUAAAGUAAGUCGCAGCCCGAACAGUUUGCACAAUCUUGUAUGUUCGAACUGCAGUAGCAUCGGGCCGAAAUUCAAGUGUCUUGGAUGCGAGAUGGCUUUUUAUUGCAAUGAAAGAUGUCAAGAGAAACACUGGUAUGUUCAUGUGCAAAAGUGCCCAAAGAAGAUGCCUAAAUUGAAAAAGGUUACAUAAAAUCUUGUGAAUAUACAGUAAUUCGCCACGACUUCUGAUUAAUAGAUUAAUAUAUAUAACUUUAAACGCACCUCCGAGCACAAGUAAAAGAUAUCUUUGUCGAUAUGGAUGCACACGAGUAAAUAUAUGCGAUGAAUGAUGUGAUAAUCUGUGCCUCAUUUUCUAAAAUGUAUUGAAGUUUUAAUUUUUAGGUUUGCUAACAAAGAUAUUAUAUAUAUAUAUAUUUAUUAAAAGUAUUUAGCACAACGAAAACAUUUUGAUAUUUUAUAAUAACUACCUAUAUAAUGGUAAGAAAUAUUGUACAUGUACCUGAUAUGUAAUAAAUAAGUUAUGAAAAGCU
Osmia bicornis bicornis is the source of this 6135-nucleotide messenger RNA. RefSeq lists its product as uncharacterized. The record is from RefSeq and is a predicted model, not a curated record. The transcript is spliced from 10 exons. NCBI's taxonomy places the organism in Eukaryota, Metazoa, Arthropoda, Insecta, Hymenoptera, Megachilidae. Bases 2040 to 5795 code for a protein of 1251 amino acids.